CCCGGCGAUUUGGACGCUUCCGGGUGCGACUCCACCUCCCGGGCCCACGUGGUGGGCAGGCCGCGCCGAGCACCGGUCCCGCGUGGGCUGCUCCGGAGCCGGCAUGGCGGGCGGCCAGGCCUCGGGUGCCGCUCGGUUCUCCUGCCCCCCCAACUUUACGGCGGUGUCUCCAGACGCGGACCCCCCUCGUUUCUCCUUGGAGGCGCUGACAUUCCCGGAUACAGAAGUGUGGCUCAUCCGAGCCCCUGCGGACUUCGCCCCACAGUGCCUCAAUGGGCGGCGCGUGCCUCUCUCCGGCUCAAAGACUGUCAAGGGCAAACUGGAUGGCAGGAAGUGCCGAUACAGGGUCCUUACCAGCAGCCCCCAGGCCGGAGAAGCCACCCUGCUGGCCUCGUCAGCAGAGGCCGGAGGGAAACUCACCUGUGGCCCAGCCCCCCAUGGAAGCUUACGGAUCAUGGAGGGCCUUCAAGAAUUUCUUAUCUCUCGGGUCCCUCUGCAGCCCAUUCCCACAAGCCUGCCACCUCAGAUCCCUGAUGGCCUAAGGCCUCGGUUCUCUGCCUUUGGAGGGAGCCCUCCUGUCACGGGCCCUGGGUCCGUCAUGCCUCUGAGGUCGUCCACUUCAGGGAAGAAGAAAAAGAAGAGAAAGCUCGCAGAGGCCUCAGCCAUUCAGGAGGCAGCGCACGGGCACGGAGCCAUGGAGGGAGACACAGCCUGGGGUGGCCCAGAAAUGAAGGAGAAGAAGAAGCACCAGGCGGGUGAGGUAGAGACGAUGGAAGCAGCAGAGCCCCUGGCAGAGACGGUGGAGCCUUCGGAACCACCAUUCCCAUCUGCCACCGGAAACAAGAAGAAGAGCAGGAGGAGCAGGUCCAGGGGGGCAGAGACAUUCCAGCCACAAGAGGAGCUGGGGCCCACGGAGCCUGAGGCUGAGACGCAGCCUCCUGAAGGGACCAUCCUGUCCCCCACCAAGAAGAGGAAGAGGCGGGAGGAGCCUGAAGGGAUGGAGGCAGCCGAGGACACCAUGGCUGACUCUCCGUCACAGGUCCCUGUGGAACCCCAGGAGGAAGCCAUCCCACUGCCCCCCACAAAGAAGAGGAGGAAAGAAAAGAGGCAGGAUUUGGUAGUGAAGCCAGAGGCGGGGCUCCCUGGAGUGGUGACAGAGCCUGAACUUUCCGGACACGGGCUUCAGGCCGAGGCAGCUCCUGUGUCCCCCAAGAAAACAAAGAAGAGGAAGAAGGAAAAGCGGCUGGGUGAGGAGCUGGCCUUGGGCACCGAGGUGACAGAGGCUGCACUUCCCGCUGACUUUGAGCCCCCAUCUGAGGUGACGGACCCACGAGAGUCUGAGGAGCCCGAGGCCGUUCAAGGGACCACAAAGAAAAAGAAGAAGCAGAGGAAGGAUCAGGGAAGUGGGGUGUAAGGCACCGUCCCCCACUGGGAGAUACCUACCGCGGGACAGGAGACAGAGCAGAAGAGCCCUAAAAGCACCCUGGGGAAACUGAGGAACUAGCGGGGCUCACGGGGCCCAGGAAGGAGAACAUGCCAGCACACCCAGCAGGGGCCUGGAAAAUGCUUUAUUGUGACACUGGAGCUCGGGCAGCGGGUCAUCGGGGCACUUUGAGGAAGGGUUCGUGGAGGACGUCAAAGAGCCUGCGGGCCUAAGGGCCGGGAGAGAAAGAGUUUGUCAUUAAAGGCUGUUUGCUUAGA
Messenger RNA from Mesocricetus auratus (golden hamster), 1701 nucleotides. RefSeq names its product RNA polymerase I subunit G (gene Polr1g). The coding region runs from base 104 to 1414 and encodes 436 amino acids. The record is from RefSeq and is a predicted model, not a curated record. Lineage: Eukaryota; Metazoa; Chordata; Mammalia; Rodentia; Cricetidae. The transcript has 3 exons. Gene Ontology annotation, biological process: transcription by RNA polymerase I.